AUGUCACUAACUGUCCAUCUCUCCUGUCUCCUGGCCCUGUUGGUGGCAGGCCUGGCCCAAGGCAUCAAGAGCUCCCUCAGGGGCCAGGACCCAGGUCCCCAGCCUCUGGAGCUGAAAGAGGUCUUCACGUUGUUCCAGAUCCAGUACAACCGGAGUUACUCACACCCAGCAGAGCAUGCUCGCCGCCUGGACAUCUUUGCCCAAAACCUGGCCAAGGCUCAGCAGCUGCAAGAGGAGGACUUGGGCACAGCUGAGUUUGGGGUGACUCCAUUCAGUGACCUCACAGAGGAGGAGUUUGGCCAGCUUUAUGGGCAUCAGAGGGUGGCUGGAGAGGCCCCCAGUGUGAGCCAAAAGGUAGGGUCUGAAGAGUGGGGGCAGUCAGUGCCCCCGACCUGUGACUGGCGGAAGAAGGCUGGCAUCAUCUCACCCAUCAGGAAUCAGCAAAACUGCAACUGUUGCUGGGCCAUGGCAGCAGCGGGCAACAUCGAGGCCCUGUGGGCCAUCAAAACCGAUCAAUCUCUGGAAGUCUCUGUGCAAGAGCUGCUCGACUGUGACCGCUGUGGGAAUGGCUGCAAGGGCGGUUUCGUCUGGGAUGCGUUCAUAACUGUCCUCAACAUCAGUGGCCUGGCCAGUGAUAAGGACUACCCAUUCAUGGGGAACAGCAAACCCCACAGAUGCCAGGCUAAGAAGCACAAGAAGGUGGCCUGGAUCCAGGAUUUCAUCAUGCUGCAGCCCUGCGAGCAGAGCAUCGCCAGGUACCUGGCCACCCAAGGCCCCAUCACUGUGACCAUCAACAUGAAGCUACUGCAGCAAUACCAGAAGGGUGUGAUCAAGGCCACAUCUACCACCUGUGACCCCCAGCUUGUGGAUCAUUCUGUCCUGCUGGUGGGUUUUGGUAAAAGCAAGUCGGUGGAGGGGAGGCAGGCAGAGGCAAUCUCAUCCCGGUCUCCUCCUCAUCCUCGCUACUCCAUCCCAUACUGGAUCCUGAAGAACUCCUGGGGGGCCAACUGGGGUGAGGAGGGCUAUUUCCGGCUGCACCGAGGGAGUAACACCUGCGGCAUCACCAAGUACCCGCUCACUGCCAGACUGGACAAACCCGUUAAGAAGCACCAAGUCUCCUGCCCUCCCUGAGCCCACCUGGCUGCCGCCCAGCUCUCUCCUGCUGUGCCAGCUACCUCCCUGCCCACCCCACCCCAAGGCUUUUGCCUAUCCUCCCAGUGUUUCUGCUACGGAUUGAA
This is a messenger RNA of Globicephala melas (long-finned pilot whale), 1238 nucleotides long. RefSeq names its product cathepsin W (gene CTSW). Lineage: Eukaryota; Metazoa; Chordata; Mammalia; Artiodactyla; Delphinidae. The record is from RefSeq and is a predicted model, not a curated record. Gene Ontology annotation, cellular component: lysosome. Gene Ontology annotation, molecular function: cysteine-type endopeptidase activity.